AUGCGGCCAGCGCCGGUAUUCGCCAGCGGCGGCAGGACGCUCGGAAACAUUCUCUCCGCCACGGAGUGGAUGCUUCCCUCCCCGGCCACCCAAGUCCACACAAUCUCCGUCCUCCCAUCCCACUCACCGUCUCAUGCUCCCCACUUCACCUUCUCCAAUCUCACCACCGCGUUGAAGACCGCCGGCGCUAAAGGGGACGAGCAGGGGACCCCGAGAUUCGACGUGGUGCGGGACGACCUCCUCCAUCCCCUCGCCAACGGUAACAAGGCCCGGAAGCUCGACGCCCUCCUGCCGCUCAUCCGCCGCCGCGGUGCCACCGACGUGAUAACAUGCGGGGGUUGCCAGAGCGCCCAUGCGGCAGCCGUCGCGGUCCAUUGUGCAGAAUGGGGAAUCAGGCCACACCUACUGCUGAGAGGAGAGCAGCUAGAUGUGCCGACAGGCUACAAUUUGAUCUCUUUGAUGUUUGGCAACGUGACCUAUGCAUCUCGGUCGGUCUAUGCACACCGAGAUGAGAUGCUUUAUGAGCAUGCCAAGAAGGUUGCCGGUACCAGCGGUUUGGUGCUGUGGGCUGAUGAUAUCAUCAGAGAUGAUUUAAGUGUGGAUGAAGAGACUGUUCUUGAAAACGAUUCCAGAAGGGUGGUGAUUAUUAAGGAAGGGGCUGGUACUGUUCAAGCGUUACUAGGUGUUAUGCGACUGGUGGAGCACCUCUCUAGUUUGUCAUCGUUUCAUAAUGAUGAAGAAGUCCAUGUUGUGGUGGAUGCUGGGACAGGCACAACAGCUGUUGGGUUAGCUCUUGGAGCGGUAUGUCUAGGACUUAAUUGGAGGGUUACUGCUGUCAUGCUUGCUGAUACAUUUGAAAGAUAUAAAGAACAGGAGAAGUCCCUGAUAUCUGAUUUUAAGGGGCUUUGCCAUGAAGACUGCCAUGAGUUGGUCGGAACAGACGGUCUGGUUCAUUGGGUGGACCGCUUUUCGCCGAGAAGAUUCGGCAAGGUGCUGGGUGGCGAAAUCGCGUCGUGCCGGCAGGUGGCUCAGCAAACAGGCAUCCUGCUGGAUCCCGUGUACACCCUGGCCGCCUGGGAGCAGGCCGUGGAUCUGUGCCGCGGAGACGGCAGAGGGGCCAAAGUGGCCAUGAUCCACACCGGCGGAACCCUCGGCCUGUUCGGACUGGCGCAAAGGUAUCCCCAGCACUUCUCGGCGACCGCGAACGGGCAAGCUUGA
Triticum turgidum subsp. durum (durum wheat) is the source of this 1218-nucleotide messenger RNA. The record is from the annotation of a GenBank genome assembly. Lineage: Eukaryota; Viridiplantae; Streptophyta; Magnoliopsida; Poales; Poaceae.